AUUGGAAAUAAGAAAACUUUCUACGUCUGUCGCGGGCUCAAACUUAACUAAACACUAUCGAACUCUCUACUACCAUCACCCACACCCCACUAGGGUUUCGAAUUUCGACUCUUCCUUUCUUUCUAUUCCCGCAAUGGCGAAGCCGACGACGAGAGGCCGUCGCUCACCUUCUAUCUCCGGCUCCUCUUCCCGUUCUCGGUCACGGUCCAAGUCUCGUUCCCGCUCUUAUUCCGGCUCCGACUCAAAGUCUAGUUCCCGUUCUCGCUCUGUGUCCAGGUCGAGAUCCGCUUCUCCUUCUAGCUCUCGCUCCAGAUCUUCCUUCUCUUCUUCUCCUUCUCGUAGCGGUCGCUCUCGAAGUCGCAGCCCUCCUAAGCGCCGAAGUCCUGUGCCUGGAUCUAGGCGAGGUAAUUCCCCUCCACCACAAUCUAAAAAGUCAUCUCCAGCCCCAAGGAAGGCUUCUCCCAUCCGUGAGUCUCUGGUUCUCUAUGUUGACUCACUGAGCAGGAAUGUCAAUGAAGGCCAUCUAAGAGAAAUAUUCAGUAAUUUUGGUGAAGUUGUAAAUGUGGAUCUAGCCAUGGACCGUAUUCUUAAUCUUCCGCGAGGAUAUGGCUAUGUUGAAUUCAAGACAAGAGCAGAUGCUGAAAAAGCUCUACUUUACAUGGAUGGUGCUCAGAUUGAUGGCAAUGUUGUAAGAGCGAAGUUUACACUUCCUCCACGACCAAAAGUUUCACCACCUCCAAAGCCAAUUUCUUCUGCUGCUAAAGGAGAUGUUCCUAAAUCUGAUAAUGCCAGUGCUGAUAUUGAGAGGGGUGGGCCAAAGCGACCACGGGAGUCUUCACCUCAACGGAAAUCCCUGCCCUCACCUAGACAGAGAUCACCUGUUGGUCGAAGAGGUGGAUCUCCCAGACGACCACCAGAGUCUCCACGUCGUCGAGUAGAUUCUCCUGUUCGUCGUAAUGGUGAAACACCUCCCAGGCGCCGCCCUGCAUCUCCUGUCAGAGGUCGUUCUCCGUUGUCUCCUCCAAGGCGGCUUAGAUCUCCCCCAAGGGCAUCUCCUCGCAGGAUGCGUAGUCCAAUCCGAAGACGUUCUCCUCCUCCAAGGCGCCGUUCACCUCCUAGACGUGCACGUAGUCCUCCAAGAAGGUCUCCUCUAGGUCGUAGACGGAGCCGUUCUCCAAUUCGUAGACCUGCUCGUUCUCGUUCAAGGUCAUUCUCACCUCGUAGAGGUAAAGGACCAGCAGCGAGACGUGGGAGGUCAUCAUCCUAUUCCAGAUCACCUAGCCCCUGGAAGGUACCGAGGAGGAUUUCUAGGAGCCGCAGUCCUAGAAGGCCAUUGAGGGGAAGAAGCAGCAGCAACAGCAGUAGCAAUAGUUCUCCGCCUCGUAAGCCGUAAACAGUAGGGUUAUUGUAAUGGAUUUUAGUUUUAGUUGUGAAUGAUGUAAUAUCAGAGUUGUAGUUUUGACUUUAUCUAUUUUAAUUGGAUCUUAACAAUGUCAAAUUGUCGGCUCUGAAUCUCCCAAGUAAUAUCAUGUGUCAUUUACAAUUUUCCUGAUAAA
Molecule: messenger RNA, 1556 nt
Organism: Gossypium arboreum
Lineage: Eukaryota; Viridiplantae; Streptophyta; Magnoliopsida; Malvales; Malvaceae
Product: serine/arginine-rich splicing factor SR45-like
Exons: 12
Coding region: 134-1393 (419 amino acids)
Biological process (GO): mRNA splicing, via spliceosome
Cellular component (GO): nucleoplasm; ASAP complex; cytoplasm
Molecular function (GO): RNA binding
Source: RefSeq, a predicted model, not a curated record